UCUAUAUCUAUCCUUAACUUCUUGACAAUCAUCUCCAACAAACCCUUUAAUGCUUUUCUUGAACCAACACCAUAAGCAAAACCCAAUAUUCCAAUAAUGCCUCCUGUUCACUCUAGCCCGUUCUUUCAAAUGGAAAACCAAGCAAUACUAUCAUUGCUCCGGCACACAACUACUCCAGGAAAUGAGAAACGCACAAAGUCUUCAGGGGGUCUCUUGAAAAUGUUCAAGCUCUUCCCCAUGUUAACCUCAGGGUGCAAAAUGGUGGCACUAUUGGGAAGACCUCGAAAGCCUUUGCUCAAAGACAAUGCAACAACAGGGACUCUUUUCGGUUUUCGUAAAGGAAGAGUAACUCUAGCAAUACAAGAAGACCCUCAAUGCAUGCCAAUGUUUGUGAUAGAGCUACCAAUGCACACAAGUGUUUUUCACAAGGAAAUGGGGUCAGAUUUAGUCAGAAUUGCGCUAGAGAGUGAAACAAAAACUCACAAGAAGAAACUGUUGGAGGAGUUUGUUUGGGCAGUUUACUGUAAUGGAAGAAAGAUGGGGUACUCUAUUAGGAGGAAACAAAUGUCAGAUGAUGAACUUUAUGUGAUGCAACAUUUGCGAGGUGUGUCAAUGGGAGCUGGGGUUCUUCCAAGUCAGUCUGAGAAAGACAUAGCAGACGGGGAAUUGACGUACAUAAGGGCUAGAUUCGAAAGAGUUGUUGGAUCAAAGGAUUCUGAAUCUUUGUACAUGAUAAAUCCAGAUGGUGCAGCAGGGCCAGAAUUGAGUAUUUUCUUUGUAAGAGGUCAUUAGAAUUACUUAAUUUUGUGUUCCUUUCUAGGUUUAUUUUGUAAAAUUAUUAAGCUUUUUUUGCUGUUGUUAAAUUACAUAAAACCAUUUCCUCAA
Quercus robur (English oak) is the source of this 885-nucleotide messenger RNA. Its product is annotated as protein MIZU-KUSSEI 1. The record is from RefSeq and is a predicted model, not a curated record. Gene Ontology annotation, biological process: hydrotropism. The transcript has a single exon. NCBI's taxonomy places the organism in Eukaryota, Viridiplantae, Streptophyta, Magnoliopsida, Fagales, Fagaceae. Bases 97 to 792 code for a protein of 231 amino acids.